Jatropha curcas is the source of this 956-nucleotide messenger RNA. RefSeq names its product histidine-containing phosphotransfer protein 1. The record is from RefSeq and is a predicted model, not a curated record. Lineage: Eukaryota; Viridiplantae; Streptophyta; Magnoliopsida; Malpighiales; Euphorbiaceae. Gene Ontology annotation, biological process: cytokinin-activated signaling pathway; phosphorelay signal transduction system; phosphorylation. Gene Ontology annotation, molecular function: histidine phosphotransfer kinase activity; protein histidine kinase binding. Gene Ontology annotation, cellular component: cytoplasm; nucleus.
AAAGCAAGCAGACACGGCCAGUUCAGAUAUGAUUUUAGGACGAACUGUUUCUUCACUUUCUUGUCUGUCUCAGACACGAAACCCAUAAAAUUUUCCUAUAUAUAUUCCCAUCUCAGAUGUACAUGUACACUGCAAGGAAGACAGAGAGAGAGAGAGAGAGAGAUAGAGGUAGUGUUUGGCAGGAGAGAGUGUUAGAAUAGAGGCGAAAGCUCGCACUCUUUCUUGCUUUUCAGGAACAAAAUGGUGGGUCUUGAUCUCAGGCAAGAACUGAAGAUUCUUAUAACGAGCUUGAAACAGAAGGGAAUUCUAGGCAAUAAUUUCGAUUUUCUCCUUGAUUUAAGAACCAGAGAAAACCCACGGUUCAUUGUGCAAGUGAUAUACAUUUUCCAGCAUGAAAGUGAAUCCUUCAUAGGAGAGUUGGACCGACAAUUGAGCCAACCUGAUAUUGACUAUGCUCAAGUCUGUAGCUUUGCUCACCAUCUUACUGGCAGUAGCGCUAGAAUUGGUGGUAGUGGGAUGUCCCUCGCUUGUCAGGCACUUCUAUGUGCUGCUGAUGAUAAAGAUAAAGACAGAUGCCUUGAAGCCUUUUACGGCCUGAAAGAUCACUAUGAGCUUUUGAAGAACAACUUCAACUACAUCGUUGAGUGUUUGUGACCAUUUGACUGGGCAGAUAGAGACAGCCAUCUUUGCUAAUGACAGCAGGAUUGCAUCCCGGAGUUUCCCUGGCCUCGCAUCAUAAGGUAGCUAGUUUAGCUCCGGCCUGUUCAGGUGCUUCGAUGGAAAAUCUGAGCCUGGUUAAAAUAACAUGCUAUUAUCUUGUAAUAAGAGUUCACUAGAACUCAUGGUGCUAGUGUUGUGUCUUAAGACUGCUUCAGUUUCCUGUUUUCUGUUUGGAACUUUCAAUAUAAGUUAUGCUUUAUAUUAUUGAUUUGGUGUUGGUCUGGCUUGGUUAAUCA